CUGCAAAGACUCUUUUACCUGCGUUACAGUGUUCAGAGAGACGCAACGUUGCGUUGCUAACCUUAAUUCAAACCAGAAGGAGAAUUGUAGGAGACAUGGGUCGUCAUUGUUGCGUUUGUAAGUGUGCAGUAACAAAGGGUUUGUAUCCAUUUCCCCGCGAUAAGAGCGCAGCUCUCGCAUGGAUCCAAGCGGUUGGAUUACAGUGGUGUACUAGCACGAAUCAAAAAUAUGUCUGUAAGGAACAUUUUUCACCCGAGAGCUUUAACAAUCUGGAAAUGGUGAAAUCCGGAUUUGCUACUCGACUCACUUUAAGGAAAGACGCUGUUCCACAUCCUGUUGAUUCUCCUGUCUCUACGGAUUUGACGGGUGUACCACAGUUACUGCACAUCCGUCACCUGAGAAGUGCGGUCACGGUGGGCUGGGUGACCGACGUUUUGCAGCAGCAGCAACAUGUCAAAAGAGACCAAUUCCUCGACAGAGCAGUGGCUUGGGCAAGAGGAAUAGGAAGACUGUAGCAACUUAUAUGCAUUCAAAGCGAAAAUCAGUUUCAGUGGCUCCAACAAUCACCGUGGUUCCAGGCGUCACCGUUUCUCCAGCAGUCACCAUGGUUCCAGCUGUUACUGUGGUUCCAGCAGUUAACGUGGUUCCAGCAGUCACCAUGGUUCCAGCAAUUCCUGUGGUUCCAGCAGUCACCAUGGUUCCAGCAGUUCCUGUGGUUCCAGCAGUUGCAAUGGAGGGUUUUCUCACUUCUGCUUUGGUUCCUAAGAAGAACGCUACAAAUAAUGUGGAUUGCAAUUUAGUUAGCAGCGAUGAAGAACUUGAUUUCUGUGACCAGGACAGUGUGGCAUUCAGUGUGGACAGCUCAGCAGAAGACAUGUUUAUUGAUGAUAUAGAUCCUAUUCUAGACCGUAGGCCUUCAUCAGACCUUUACCUGCCAGAAGAGGACUACGAUUCAAAAGACGCUCCACAACACAGAAAGAGACUUUGCCUGUCUUCUGCUGAAGGAGGCGACAGGAAAAGUGAAAAUGGUUUCUAUUGGACUGAAACAGAAAAGUGGCAAAGCUCAGAUGAAGCAGACGUUGAGCCACCUCUGCUGGUCUUCACACCCAACCAAAAUCCUGGCCCUCAGAUUCUACCAAACAGGUGCUCCAGCGCUCUGCAGUUUUUUCAGCUCCUUUUCCCAAAGUCAAUGUUUCAGACCAUUGCAGGCUACACAAACAGCUAUGCAGCCAAGUACGAAGAGAGAAAGGGCAAGUUGUGGAACUUCAUUAGUCAAAGUGACAUGAAGUCGUACGUAGCGCUGGUAAUUUACAUGGACAUGUUCAGAUGCUCUUCACUAUCAGACUAUUGGAGUGAGUCCCAGCACUUCAGUCUGUCCUUUCCUGCAAAAAUCAUGUCUUACAGGAAAUUUCUGUCCAUCUCCAAAGUUCUUCAUCUGAGCGAAAGCAGAGAGGACGAGAAGAACAUCUUAAAGAAGGGAACAGCAGGUUGUGAACGUCUGGGUAAAAUCCAGCCUCUGUACCAAGUCAUUAGGGAGUCCUGCAAAUCAUACUUUCAUCCCUUUCAGAACAUCACCAUUGUUGAACGAAUGGUCAAACCACAGGCUGGAACUGGACUCAAACAAAGCCUGAAAAGCAGAUCUCCAAAUAUGGGGUUCAAACUCUUUGCACUGACAGACUGCACCUGCGGCUAUACGUGGGACUUCUUUAUUCACGAGGGGAAGUCGUGUGCGUCACGGAGCGAGGGAUUGAGCUAUGAGUCUGUGAUGGCGUUAGUGGAUGAGAAUAUGUUGGGUUCUGGGUACAAAUUGUUUGUAGACAAGUUUUACACCAGCCCCACACUCUUUACAGACCUUCUGGACAAAAAGGUCUUGGCUUGUGGCCCUGUUUGGCCAAACAGGACCGGUUACCCAAAAUCAGCUAAGAACAAGCUGUUAUCGAAUGCUCCACGUGGCACCAUGCGUUGGAUUAGACAAGACAAGCUGCUGUUUGUUGAGUGGAAAGACUCCAAGGAGGUGCAGAUGUGCUCUUCAUUCCAUAAAGCCUAUGAAGGUGAUACUGUGCAGAGGAAGGUGAGGCGGGAUGGACAUCGAACCCUUGAGGAGAUCCCCGUUCCAGCUGUGGUGCUGGACUACAGCAAGAACAUGGAAGCAGUGGAUUCAUCUGAUUGCGUCACUGAACAUUUCAGAGCCAUACAUAAACCCAAAAAGUGGUAUCAAUGCAUGUUUUAUCACUUUCUGGACAUCGCUGUAGAGAAUGCCUUCAUCAUGCAGGAACUAGUGACCAAGGGAAACGGCAAGAAGCCUUUAACACGAAAAGCGUUCUUGCAAGCCCUCAUUUUAGAGCUUACAGAUAUAGAUAGUCUGGAUUCUGCAGCAGGUCCCUUGACUCUCUCUUCAUCAGGAUAAUCCUCAGCUACAUUCCACAGGUCAUGCUGACAGCGCUGCUGGGAGAAAGUGUUACCUCCAGUCAUGUGUAACAUGAUAUGAGGAUGUUCUUUCAGCCUGAGAUGCACCAUUCUAAUGACGGCUUAAAAAAAGUUUCUGUGGCCUCGUUGUGGCCUCUUUUUUUUUUUUUGGUCAGGAGGUGAUUUUGAUCUAACACUGGUUCAGGAUGUUGACUAUUAUUUUAUUCUUCAACAGACAUUUUUAAUCCUAGCAAAAGUAAUAAAAGAUUGUCCUUAAACUAUGCAAUUCUGCCACACUGCAAGAACAUUUAUACAGAAAUCUACUACAAAUGACAAUGAAAACAUUCUUUUUAUAUUGUGGUUAUACAGGCCUGAAAGGGUGUUUUAUCACAAGAGGAAAGUGUCAAUCUUCACCACAUCACUCAAAUGAUUUAUUCUGCCUGCACUGAUAUAAAUAUUAUGAAAAUGUGUUCAGAACUUUACUUUGUAAAAGUUGUAACAGUUGAUCUUAUAAUGAAUACAAUUAAAUUUCAGUGUGCACACAUUUUCAGCAAAAUAAAUUGCAUUUUGUUUUAAUUUUAUGCAAGUUAGCCCAUAUUUAAGUUAGAUUUUUUUAAGAACGAAAUUUUGCCACUUUUGCUUACACAUUAAAUAAAGAUUGGUGACUAAAACUACAUUUUUUUCCACAAUUUGAAAAUUUUAAAUAGUCUCGUAAAAAUCAUACAGUAUGCCAGUUGAGGCCAAUUAAUAAAAAUAUGAUACAGUA
Messenger RNA from Danio rerio (zebrafish), 3172 nucleotides. The record is from RefSeq and is a predicted model, not a curated record. Lineage: Eukaryota; Metazoa; Chordata; Actinopteri; Cypriniformes; Danionidae.